Molecule: messenger RNA, 1188 nt
Organism: Aphanomyces astaci
Lineage: Eukaryota; Oomycota; Saprolegniomycetes; Saprolegniales; Verrucalvaceae
Exons: 1
Coding region: 8-1135 (375 amino acids)
Biological process (GO): purine nucleotide biosynthetic process; 5-phosphoribose 1-diphosphate biosynthetic process
Cellular component (GO): ribose phosphate diphosphokinase complex; cytoplasm
Molecular function (GO): magnesium ion binding; ribose phosphate diphosphokinase activity
Source: RefSeq, a predicted model, not a curated record
GGUCAACAUGUUCCAUCGCUUGACUGCGCAUGCGCGAUCCCACCUGCCGACUGCGGCCGCCGCCAUGGGCGUGGGCCUUGGCAUGGGCAUGAUGAACAGCUCUCGUCCGUCGGAAGCUCAAUCUGGUGUCCCCAGCUCCCUCAUCAUCCCUGAGAAGCAACCGAAGAUCAUGAACGGGCUCAAGAUUUUCAGCGGCAACGCCAACACCGAGCUUGCGAGCAAGGUCGCGGAACUCGUGGGUGUGAACCUGGGCAAAAUCACGGUCGAGCGUUUCGCCGACGGCGAAGUCAACGUCAUGGUCCACGAAAACGUGCGCGGCAAGGACGUGUACAUUGUGCAACCCACGUGUGUACCCGUCAACGAAAACCUCAUGGAGCUGCUGUUGAUGGUCAGCACGAUGCGUCGUGCGUCUGCGCGCCGCAUCACUGCUGUCAUUCCAUACUACGGCUACGCUCGCCAAGAUCGCAAGAUGGCGGCGCGCGUGCCGAUUUCGGCCGCGGACGUCGCGCGCCUCUUGGAAGCAAUGGGAGUCGACCGCGUGAUCGCCGUCGACUUGCAUUGCGGUCAAAUCCAAGGGUUCUUUGGCCCGCGCGUGCCCGUCGACAACUUGGACGGUGGCCUCGUGGGUGUGUCGUACUUUGGCAACAUGGAGCUCGUCAACCCCGUGGUGGUGUCCCCCGACGCCGGCGGCGUGGCGCGCGCCAAGAAGUUCCGCGAAUGGCUCGUGGGCAAGGAAGGCAUUGAGAACGUGGGGCUGGCCAUGAUCAUCAAGCAGCGCAUCAAGGCCAACGAGAUCGACCGCAUGGACUUGGUCGGCAACGUGAGCGGCUCCGACUGCAUCAUCGUCGACGACAUGAUCGACACCGCCGGCACCCUCUGCAAGGCGGCGCAGCAUCUAUCCGACCACGGCGCACGCAACGUGUACGCGUUCGCGUCCCACGGCCUGUUCAACGGCCCCGCGAGCGAGCGCAUCACGGCAUCGGCGCUGAAACAAGUGGUCGUGGUCAACACGACGCCGCUGCCGGCCAACUGCGUCGGCAACGAAAAGAUCAAACAGCUCGACGUGGCCCCGCUCCUCGCCCAAGCCAUCCUCAACAUCCACGGCAAGAAAUCCGUCUCGCAAUUGUUCAAUUAAUCCUACCACGGACUACGAUACAGUACACUAUAUAUCCCUCUGUCCGUCCUACA